This is a messenger RNA of Mesocestoides corti, 4914 nucleotides long. The record is from the annotation of a GenBank genome assembly. NCBI's taxonomy places the organism in Eukaryota, Metazoa, Platyhelminthes, Cestoda, Cyclophyllidea, Mesocestoididae.
AUGCAACAACCUCAGCAAAUGCAACACCCUCCAAAUACUGCCCCUCCGGGGAGUACAGCCUCGCCGAUGGGGCAGAUGAAUGGCCAGGAGCCCUCACGGCCACAGCAAUCUCAACAAGUAUUUCCAUCCGGCCAGAGUGGUUACGUCAGCACUUCCAUGCCACCCGGACCUCACCCACCCCCCACAGUUCAUCACCAAUCUCCAAUGUCGACUCAGAUGCAAGGUGGCGCACCUCCUAACGUCAUCGUGGGUCGUCCACAACCCCUUCCAGGUCAGGGCUAUGAGGGAGGACCACCACCGCCCCCACACCCCUCACCGAUGUAUCCACCCCACCCUGGUGCAAAUUACAGUGGUGGAGCCGGAGGUACCACCUUCCCGCCCCCUAAUACUUCGGUUGGUGGCCCCGUUCAGCCUUCCGCUUUCAUUAAAAGUCAACUUGGACAACUUCGAGCCCAGAUAAGUGCUUAUAAGCUCUUAUCUAAGUCGCAAUCGGUGCCUGAAAAUAUCCUAUUCUUGGCCGAGGGCCGUGUUCCUCCUGCUUCUACCCCUGCCCCUGGUUUUCACAGCCACCAACCGAGGGCACCUGUGCCGGCUUCGAAUGCUGCACCACCUUCACAGCCCGGUCAGGAAGUCCCCUCACAGCAAGUAUAUGUGCAGCAACAACAAGGUCGCCCCUCAGCUAAUUUUGCCCCACACCAACUUCCCGUUAGGUGGAAUUAUCCGGGAUACUCCGGACCCGCGCCAAACGCCGCUUUCAUGGCUGCCGCGCAGGCGCCACUCAUCGGACGCAGUCGGAUUGGCUCCAUUCAACGCCCCCAGGGUCUCGAUCCAGUGGAGCUCCUAAAAGAACGCGAGCAGCGCAUCCAAUCGCGCAUUGGGCAGAGAAUACGCGAACUGUCCGCGCUUAGUGUCUUCUCUACUCCGGAACAACGGCUCAGCCUGGAACUAGAGCUUCGCUCUCUGCGUCUGCUCAAUUUCCAGAGACAGCUGAGGCAGGAUAUCGUGUCUGCAAUGCGACGCGACACUAGUCUCGAGACUGCCCUUAACAUCAAAGCCUACAGGCGUCCGAAGAAACAAAGCCUUCGUGAGGCCCGGUAUACGGAAAAACUCGAGCGACAAAUGAAACACGAACAGGAGAAGCGCAGACGUCAGAAACACCAGGAGUUCCUCAAUGCCGUGUUGAGCCAUGGUCGUGAGUUUCGCGAGUACCAUCGGAACGCCAGUGUGCGUAUGUCAAAGAUCAACAAAGCAAUUCUCACGGCCGAACGCGACCGACGUCGCACUCAGCAGCGCAUUGACCGCGAGCGUAUGCGUCGCCUGAUGGAGGAGGAUGAUGCCGGCUACAGGACUUUAAUCGACAAGAAGAAAAACAAACGUCUGCACUACCUGCUAACUCAGACGGACCAAUUUAUUGACAACCUCGCGAAGUUAGUGAAGGACCACAAAAAGGAGCAGAAUAAGCUUCGCAUGAAGGACAUUCGAGAACGCUGCAAGGCCGCGCAGGAACGGUGCUUGUUGAACGCAGUGAACAAGUACCACGCUCUCGCGAAGAGCCUAAUCCUUGAGGGGGUCGCCCCGCCCACUUGGUUGAACACCCUGCCGCCGCCAGGCGUGCACCCCGAGGAGCUGGUGCAGGCCAGUCGUGAGUUGGCGUCCGGCAAGGCCCCAAUGCUCACCACGAUCCCCUGGCCGGACAUCCGUCUGCCCGUGGCGAAUCCCAGCACCAAGGAGAUCCUCGAAGGCGAGUCUGCGCCCUACGCCAACGAGGCUCACAACUGGCUGCAGGAACACCCCGGUUGGGAGAUUGCUCCGACAGCCGAGAACGGCGCGGUGUUGGUAGACCUCGUUGAGGAGGACGAGGAGGCGUCGGCUCGCAAGAAGAACGGCGGAGCUGACGACGACGACGACGCAGUCAUGGACUCCGUUCGUGGCAACGAGGACGACGAGUACAAGUCGGGCGGGAGUCAGUCCUACUACACCCUGGCCCACGCCAUCCGUGAACAGGUCAAGGAACAGGCCUCCAUCCUGGUGAAUGGCAAGCUGAAGGAGUACCAGAUGCGUGGACUCGAGUGGCUUGUCUCCCUGUACAACAAUAACCUCAACGGAAUCCUCGCCGACGAAAUGGGCUUGGGCAAGACCAUCCAGACCAUCGGCCUCAUCACUUACCUGAUGGAGAAGAAGCGCGUUAACGGCCCUUACCUCAUUAUCGUUCCUCUCUCUGUCAUGGCGAAUUGGGCGAUGGAAUUUGAGAAGUGGGCUCCGAGCGUGAAGAAGAUUCUCUACAAGGGCUCCCCCCAGUGUCGUCGCGCCCUCCAGAAUCAAAUAAAAGCGGCCAAAUUUAACGUGCUUCUCACCACCUACGAGUACAUCAUCAAGGACAAAUCUGCCCUCUCCAAGGUCAACUGGAGGUAUAUGAUAAUCGACGAGGGUCAUCGAAUGAAGAACCACCACUGCAAGCUGACGCAAAUCCUCAACCACCACUACAACGCUCCCUACCGCCUCCUGCUCACUGGCACUCCUCUGCAGAACAAACUUCCCGAGCUCUGGGCCCUUCUCAACUUCCUGCUCCCCAAAAUCUUCGACAGCUGCAACACCUUUGAACAGUGGUUCAACGCCCCGUUUGCGGCAACUGGGGAAAAGGUUGAACUGAACCACGAGGAGACGCUGCUCAUCAUCCGACGCCUCCACAAGGUGCUGCGACCCUUCCUUCUGCGUCGUCUCAAGAAGGAAGUGGAGUCGCAGCUGCCGGAGAAGGUGGAGUACGUCAUCCGCUGCGAGAUGUCCGCCCUUCAGCGCGUCCUCUACUCGUACAUGCAGUCGAAGGGCGUCAUCCUCACUGACGGCUCGGAGAGGGACAAAAAGGGCAAAGGUGGCACUCGCACGCUGAUGAACACGAUCAUGCAGCUGCGCAAGAUCUGCAAUCACCCCUUCAUGUUCAGCCACAUCGAGGCGGCGAUCGCGGAGUUCCAGAACCCCCCGCUUCCGGGCCAGCCACUACCGACGCAGGUCGAGGGCAGGCUGCUCUUCCGGUCCUCGGGCAAGUUUGAACUCCUCGACAGGAUCCUGCCGAAGUUGCGCGCCACCGGUCACCGGGUUCUCAUAUUCUGCCAGAUGACAAGCCUCAUGACCAUCAUGCAGGAUUACUUCGACUACCGCGGCUUCCGCUACCUUCGACUGGACGGUGCGACGCGUGCCGACGACCGUGGCGAAAUGCUGAAGGAGUUCAACGACGAGUCGCAGGAGUACUUCAUCUUCCUCCUCUCGACGCGUGCCGGCGGCCUCGGGCUGAACCUCCAGACGGCCGACACUGUCAUCAUCUUCGACUCCGACUGGAAUCCUCACCAGGACCUCCAGGCACAGGAUCGCGCUCAUCGUAUCGGCCAGCAAAACGAGGUGCGAGUGCUACGACUGAUUACCAUUAACUCAGUUGAGGAGAAAAUCUUAGCCGCUGCUCGCUACAAACUCAAUGUAGACGAGAAGGUCAUCCAGGCGGGCAUGUUUGACAACAAGUCGACGGGUUUGGAGCGUCGCCAAUUCCUGCAGAACCUGCUUGAAGCCGACGACGAGGCAGACGAGGACGAGAACGAGGCUCCAGACGACGAGACAGUCAACCAGAUGCUGGCGCGCACUGAGAAGGAGUUCGACAUUUACCAGCGUAUGGACGCUGAGCGACAGGUCGCCGAACGCCAGCAGGCCAAACCGGAGCCGCGUCUGAUGGAGUACAAGGAACUACCCGACUGGAUUGUUCGCGAUGAAGAAGAGGUGGAGCGGAGCCUAAACAUGGACGAGACCAGCCUGCUGUCGAUGCGUCGUCAGCGGAAGGAGGUGGACUACUCCGAUGCUCUGACAGAUCGUCAAUUCCUCAAGGCCAUCGAUGAGGGCAGUCUGGAGGAGGCUGAGGAGAAGUCACGUCAGAGGAAAGCCAAACGCAAGAGGAAACGAAACGAGCCGGACUACAGUGGCAUGGACGACGCGAGUUCCGAGGCGGGCAGCAGCGUGAAAGCGGCGCCAGCGGUGAAGCGACGUCGUGGACGUCCACCCCAGUCGUCCUCGGGUCCUCGUCGUCCUCUUUCGCCCAAGCUGGAGGAGCGCAUGAAGCGACUUCUUCAAAUUGUCAUCGAUUACAAAGACAAAGACCAGCGUGUUCUGAGCGAGCCAUUUAUGAAGCUGCCGACGCGCAAGGAGUUGCCCGAUUACUACGAGGUGAUCAAGCGGCCGGUGGACUUCCACCGGAUCAAGGCGCGCGUUCGUGACGGCAAGUAUCGCUCCCUCGACGACCUCGAGGCCGACAUUCUCCUCCUCUGUAAGAACGCGCAGACCUACAACAUGGACGGUAGUCUGAUAUUCGAGGACUCGGUGGUGCUGCAGACGGUGUGGACGAACGCGCGCGAACAACUCGAGGCCCUGGAGGGCACGGCGGAGGAGGACGACGACGCAGCAGGCGCUGGAAGCUCUCGAAGGUCCACAAUACGUCACCCACCUCAUCCGCCUCCCCAGCCACCCACCGCAGAUGACACGAUGGAUGAGACUAUUGGCGGCGGCGGCGACUCAAUCGGCGCCAAUCGUGACGAGGACACACUUGACGACGAAGACGAUAGUAACAGCCGCGGGUCCUUUAGCACAAAGUCGCGCAAGAGCAGCUCCUCGCGGAAGCCCUCUUUCGCGCAUUCCACAGCUCCAAAACCGCUCCCCUCGGAGUCGUCCUACGCCGCAGCUGUGCCAGCCGCCACCGCCGGUGGUGGCGGCGGUGCUGACGAUAGUCCCGCCAACCAGAUGGCGUCGACGUCCCUCCUGCCUCCACGGAAGGCGCGCAGCAGCAGCAAACCCAUCGUUUUCGACAACUCCGACGAUGAGGAUGAUGCCGACGAUGAUGUGAUCGACGACGACGACGACGACGAUGACGAGGAUUUCUGA